ACAUUAAAUAUUUUUUACAAAAUUAAAUUAAGAAUUAAAAAUUUAAUAGAUGUUGGAACUUUAUUUUAAGUAAAAAACAAUUUUUCAUGUGCAUGGAUGGUUAAAGGGGACGUCAAAAUUUUCCAAGCUGUUUUUGUUGCAUCUUGAUUCUUGAUUGAGAAAAUUGGAACGAAAACUUUGAGAUUUUGAUAACUACAUCACAAUUACUGCACUGGAUUCUUCACACGCUAGAAUACCCAUUGUAUUGUUGUUUCUUCGAUUCAAUUUCGGUUCUAGGUUAAACUGGUUGGAUGGAGGUGAUUCUAAAGGAGAAGGAGGCUGAUGAUUGGGUUUACAGAGGCGAAGGAGCUGCUAAUCUUGUGCUCUCUUACAUUGGAUCAUCUCCUGCAUUUAUUGGGAAAGUGAUGCGAAUACGGAAAGCUUCAAGGAAUGAUUCACUGUCUGAGAUUUCAACCAGCCCUUCUGCUUUGACGGCUCAUGAACGGUACCUCUGGAAAGAUGUUGAUGAACUCAUUUCAUCUCCUGACAACGAAAUUGCAAGCCAGCUAUUUGUUCUUCAUGUUAUGAAGCCAUUGCUUGGUUCCAAAUUUGUUGAUGCUGGUAUGCAUGUCCAAGUCUCGAGAGGAUUUUUUGAAUCGGUUGAAAAGAAUGUUAUUCUUCAACGUCCUGCUUGGAGAGUUGAUACUGCCCAGGUCGACAUGCGUUGUGACUAUGUGCUUGUCAUGUCAGAUCAUUCACUCUUUGACCAUGGUAAUCUUGAAUCUAGUCCCUGCAUAUCUGUUGAGAUAAAGCCCAAAUGUGGAUUUCUUCCUGUUUCAAGAUUUGUAUCUGAAGAAACUGCUAUCAAAAAGAGGGUAACUCGCUUUGAAAUGCACCAAGCCCUGAAAUUGAAUCAAGGAGAGAUAUCAUUGCCAAGUGAAUACAAUCCACUUGAUCUGUUCUCUGGAUCCAAGGAAAGAAUUCAUAAAGCUAUCAAGGAUCUCUUUACUACACCUCAAAACAAUUUCCGUGUAUUCAUGAAUGGGUCUCUCAUAUUUGGCGGACUAGGAGGUGGUGCAGAAGAUACAAAUUUGUGUAUUGCAAAAGCAUUUGAAGGUGCACUUAAGUCCAUCGUUCAAGCUGAUGAUGGUUUAUGUACCGAGAACUUCCUCACUCUUGUUGCCGAGGCUGCCCAUAUAUCAGGAGUCCUUGAUCGGCUCUUGGAGGUUCAAAAGCUUGAUGAUGUUGACAUAGAGGGAGCUAUACAUGCUUAUUAUGAUAUUACUCAUCAACAGUGCAUGGUGUGCACUGAGUUGAAUGAAGAUCAAAUGAAAACAUAUACCCCUUUGCAUUCAGCUUCAUUGGAUGAAAGCUUGAGAAUUGUAAAGGACUACUUGAUAGCAGCAACUUCAAAAGACUGCAGUCUGAUGAUAUGUUUUAGACCAAGCAAAGAGGUGAAUUUGGGAUCCGUAUGGAAUAAUGUAUAUCUUGAGUCAAGUGCACUUUAUCGACCUGGAUUUGAAGCGAAUGAGUAAAAUGGAAGAAUAUUAUGAAUUAGACAAGAAGAUAGUAAGCUGCUACAGCGAAAUGAUCAAAAUGGAUCGAGGAAUAAAUGCAUCAACAAACUUGCAAGAAUCUUAAUUGCAUAUUGAGAUCUAAUAAACUCAGGAAGAUUGUGUCUGUAAGUAGAAGAAAUUUGAUGAUAUGUCUGGUUUUUCCUUUGGUCGGCCUAGUUUGGCCAUGGCUUAACUGAUGAUAUACUUAUACCAUACAAUGAUCUCUCAAGCUGUUACGAGGUUUUUCCCGUCCAGGACAUGCUUUUGUACUAUUUGCUCAUUCAUUUUGAUUCUCAGACUUUUGGCUAGGAAGUUUUUAUAUAACUGAUGCACUUGUGUAUGACAGAGACUAUGGCGGAAGCAAAACUGCGAUUUUCAAGAUGUUGGUAAAAGUUGAUGAAGUUAAUACCAAUGUAAAAGCUGUUAGUUAGAUGUUUCAAGGUGUGAUUAACGAAACAGUGAUUAGUGAAACUAUGUAGUGUAGUGUGGGUGGUCAAGGUGUGAAUAUUUCAAAUAAUUGACAGAAAUUGAGUAGAUUAGACGGAAUCCCAAGGAAAAGUUGAGUUAGAAAAAAUAUGAUAUUCCUCAUAAUCCAUGUUAGAGUUGCGAUGUUAUGAUAUGCUAUCACUGAAUAUGUCUGUUCCAUUGUGUUCUUAAUUCGAUUACCGUGCCAUUUUUGUACCA
Messenger RNA from Lathyrus oleraceus (garden pea), 2219 nucleotides. RefSeq names its product inositol-pentakisphosphate 2-kinase. Gene Ontology annotation, biological process: inositol phosphate biosynthetic process. Bases 291 to 1514 code for a protein of 407 amino acids. The record is from RefSeq and is a predicted model, not a curated record. Gene Ontology annotation, cellular component: nucleus. Gene Ontology annotation, molecular function: ATP binding; inositol-1,3,4,5,6-pentakisphosphate 2-kinase activity. The transcript is spliced from 8 exons. NCBI's taxonomy places the organism in Eukaryota, Viridiplantae, Streptophyta, Magnoliopsida, Fabales, Fabaceae.